AUGCUGGAUAAGCGGCGGCUACAUGCCUCCGGUACUUCGCCAUGCACCCUCAUCUUUGUGGUCGUUUUGGCACUAACUGGAUGCUUCUCGUUUUGGAUUCACAUCGAUGGUUCAGGAUCGCCGAUUCCUUACUCCAGCGGCGGUGUGGCCGCGCCAGGAUAUAUCCUUAUAUUUCCCGGAAACGUCACACCCUCCACGCAGCCCUACUCGAUAAACGAACUUCCGUCCGAUGAUAAAUCUACGCUGAUCAACAUCACGGACUUCAGGUUCAUUAUGAACCACAAUCCCUGUAAUCGUACACAGCCAUUGCUACUAAUGUUGAUUCACUCGGCGCCAGGGAAUUUCCCGAAGAGGCAUGUUGUACGGGAGACCUGGGGCCAGCAAGCGCCGGACGUGACUUUAUUAUUUCUCGUGGGAUACUCGGAGAAAUAUCAAUCCAGGCUCGAGAAUGAGAACGAAAAAUACCAAGACUUAAUACAGGGAAACUUUCUUGAUGCCUAUAGAAACAUGACCUAUAAGCACGUUAUGGGAUUAAAGUGGACUACUUAUUAUUGUCCAAGUGCCAAAUAUAUUCUUAAAUUAGACGAUGACGUUUUUGUUCAUUUACCGGCCAUGCUGGACUUUCUAACGCAUGGUCUAUCGCCGUGGGGUGCAAGACGUCUGAUUCUCUGUGAUCUUCUGUCGGCUUCCGCAGUGAAGAGAUCUUGGCGCUCGAAAUGGCGCGUCUCUCCUCAGGAGUAUCCCGGUAGACUUUAUCCCGCAUAUUGUGCCGGAUGGGCGAUCCUAUACUCUCCCGAUAGUGUAUUUAUACUGUACCGCGAGGCUCAGAAAGAGCCAUACUUUUGGAUCGACGACGUGCACAUUACCGGGACACUGGCUAGGAAAGUAAAUUUAACGCAAACCUCAUUACGCUCUUGGGUGCUUACGACCGAGAGCAUGCGGGACCUGUUGUCGAAUCCGAACGCUCGACGGGAUUUUUUGUUCGGGCCUCCGGAUCUAACGGAGAACGGAAUACGAGCCUUAUAUAGUCUGGUUACUAAACCACGGCCUAGCAGUGAAAGCCUAUUGAAUUAAACGUCUAAUAGAACAAUUUCGUUAUACUUGAUCGCCGUAACGCGAGGACGGCAGAAAGGAAGGAGAGAUACGAACAGCAAGUGUUCUUAUAUACUUUCUGCGUAUCUUAAUUCUAUAUACAUUGCGAUAUGCUCUGUACAAUGGUUCAACGUUAAGUGUUCGAUUAUUUGCACAAUAUACAAACGCCAUAUUAUGUACGAUACGUACAUAAUAAUGCGUUAGAUAUAUGUGCACAUGUGUAUAUAUGUAUAUACAUAUAUAUAUACACACACACAUACA
This is a messenger RNA of Cyphomyrmex costatus, 1353 nucleotides long. RefSeq names its product beta-1,3-galactosyltransferase 5. Gene Ontology annotation, molecular function: hexosyltransferase activity. Gene Ontology annotation, cellular component: Golgi membrane. Gene Ontology annotation, biological process: protein O-linked glycosylation. Bases 1 to 1074 code for a protein of 357 amino acids. NCBI's taxonomy places the organism in Eukaryota, Metazoa, Arthropoda, Insecta, Hymenoptera, Formicidae. The record is from RefSeq and is a predicted model, not a curated record. The transcript is spliced from 2 exons.